Penicillium atrosanguineum is the source of this 333-nucleotide messenger RNA. Its product is annotated as Dabb family protein. The record is from RefSeq and is a predicted model, not a curated record. The transcript has 3 exons. Lineage: Eukaryota; Fungi; Ascomycota; Eurotiomycetes; Eurotiales; Aspergillaceae. Bases 1 to 333 code for a protein of 110 amino acids.
AUGUCGAUCACGCAUAUUGUUCUCUUCCAGUUCAAAGCCGGCAUUGAGCCUGAAGUUAUCAAAGACACAUGUGAUCGUAUGCUUGCCUUGAAGGGUAACUGUCUGCAUCCGACGUCCCAAAAGCCAUACAUCACGACAUCAUCCGGCGGUGCCGAUAACUCGCCUGAAGGUAUCCAGAAUGGCAUUACUCAUGCUUUUGUUGUUGAAUUCGCCAGCGCCGGAGACCGGGAUUACUAUACCCACAAGGACCCGGCCCAUUUAGCAUUCAUUCAAAGUCUGGGUGGCGUGAUUGAAAAGGCACAGGUCAUUGAUUAUACACCCGGGGUCUAUUGA